AUGGUUCUUGUGAUGAGAAGACCAGGCAGCGAACAACCGGAGUCUGAUCGUCUCAGUGCUGUCAAUGCACAGUGCCCCAAGCAUCUUCAAAACGACGCAUGUAAGCAUGACUACGGAGCAAACACGAAGACACGAGUCAAGCUCCAGGGGACGCGUAAACUUGACUGCCCCGCUGCAAUCCAGAUACGCCAGGUGACAACCUAUCCUGACUUUGGAGCCACUACUGCUCUAUGUAAUACUCCCAACAGUCCUUACAAUGCAAAAAGAAAGAGAUUCGAUGGAGAGAUGAAGAAGCGAUUUCUUCUGGUACAUCAAGAACCAUGGAAGCAGCGACUCCUAAUGAGAUAUGGAAAGGAAAUGGUUUUUAUGGAUGCAACCUACAAAACCACCAAGUAUGCACUGCCAUUGUUUUUCUUGUGCGUCCACACCAAUGUGGGGUACAAAGUGGUGGCGGAGUUCAUGUGCCAGUAUGAGGAUUCCAUUUCCAUCGCUGAAGCCCUGUCUGUACUCCAGUCCUGGAACCCCGAAUGGAGACCCAAAUUCUUCAUGACGGAUUACAGCACAUGCGAGAUUGAUGCCAUCGAAGCAAGAUUUCCCGGUGUGCUAGCCUACAUAUGCGACUUCCACCGUCUCCAAGCGUGGAACCGAUGGCUUCGGAAAAGGAAGAAUGGGCUGAACUCCAAGGAACAGCAGGAGCUCUUAUGUCACAUGAAGAAGGUAGCUGGAUCAAAAAACUCAGGUGGCGUAUGA
Messenger RNA from Priapulus caudatus, 750 nucleotides. RefSeq lists its product as uncharacterized. The transcript is spliced from 3 exons. The record is from RefSeq and is a predicted model, not a curated record. NCBI's taxonomy places the organism in Eukaryota, Metazoa, Priapulida, Priapulimorpha, Priapulimorphida, Priapulidae. Gene Ontology annotation, molecular function: DNA-binding transcription factor activity. Bases 1 to 750 code for a protein of 249 amino acids.